Messenger RNA from Lecanosticta acicola, 1179 nucleotides. The record is from the annotation of a GenBank genome assembly. NCBI's taxonomy places the organism in Eukaryota, Fungi, Ascomycota, Dothideomycetes, Mycosphaerellales, Mycosphaerellaceae.
AUGUGGCCGAAGGAGAAGCACGAAUACCGGGCAACACCUCGAGAGGACCACGACGACGACGAUGACUGGCGAGAAGAGCAGGACGAGCACGAGCCAGUCCUGAUACAAGGCCGAAGCACCGUCUGGGACAUCACCUACAGCGUCGCGGUCCUCUUUGUCGCGGCUUUCGUCUGCUCAGUAUUCGUCUGGCUAUCACUGCACUCCGGUAGAGACCACUCGAGAUUACUACGACAGAUACCGGCAUACGAGGCCGCCACAUCAUACGCACCUUGCACGGACACUCCUCUUCCUUCAUCGCAGAAAUGCCCUCAACGGAAAGAAUGGCGAACGCUCACCAGCGCAGAACAGAAAGACUACAUCUCCGCCGCGCUAUGUCUCCAGGACCUCUACUCCAACGUCUCCUCCGAUAGCCGUCUCAGCGCUUACGACGAUUUCCCGUGGGUCUAUAGCCAUGUCGGAUCUUCGACUCGCGAUAGUGCCGCCUUCUUGCCUUGGCAUCGAUACUUUUUACAUGUCUAUGAGGAUACUCUCCGAGGGAGGUGUGGAUACCGGGGAAGUCUGACGUACUGGGACUGGACACUCGACAGCGACGCCUUGGAACGGAGUCCGGUCUUCGACCCGGAAAGCGGCUUCGGCGGAGACGGAGAGAUUGACGGAGAUCCCUCCAUCGGCCGUAAAGGACGCUGUGUCACCGACGGACCGUUUGCGAGGACCAAUGUUAGUCUCUACGAUAUCCAAUACAAACCUCAUUGUCUCUCACGCGGUUUCCGGGAUCCCGCCGGCAACCCUUCCAACCACAUCUCCAGCCACGCUCUCAGCGCAGAAUCCAUUGAAGAAAUCCUCACCACCUCUACCACUUUCUCGGCAUUCUCCGAAUCCAUCCAGAGCAGAGUCGCCGGAAUCAUCCCGUUCAGCAUCGCGGGCGAUCUCGCAACCUUCACCGCACCCUACGACCCUCUCUUCUACCUCCACCACGUCCAACUCGAUCGACUGUGGUGGCUCUGGCAGCAGCGAAAUGGAAAAGGCUUGCGACGAGCAUACGACGGCCCGAGGCACCGCUCUUCCAUUGAAAAAGCAACGCGGAACGAUUGGUUGCACUUUGCGACUUUGGCGCCAAAGGUACAGGUCAAGCACGUCAUGGAUACUGAGAACAAGGCAUCUCUGUGCUAUAGAUAUUGA